This is a messenger RNA of Arabidopsis thaliana (thale cress), 276 nucleotides long. RefSeq lists its product as uncharacterized. Bases 1 to 276 code for a protein of 91 amino acids. NCBI's taxonomy places the organism in Eukaryota, Viridiplantae, Streptophyta, Magnoliopsida, Brassicales, Brassicaceae. The record is from RefSeq and is marked reviewed. The transcript has a single exon.
AUGGCACAUUCUCAAACCAAUGACUUCCUUUCUUCGUCCUCUUCUCUAUCACCAUCGCCUCCUGCGAUCCUAACCGCUGGUCUCGCCGGAAUCUUGGCCGGAGCUUUACUAUCCAUUGGAACCAUCUUCAAUACAAUCCCCAUUGCUAUCAACAGCAAGCCUGAUCCGUGCUGUUCCGUUAACGGCUUUGUGAAUAUCAAAUACGACAGCAACAAUGUAACCCCUUUCCUAGCCGUUGUUAUCUACACACAACGAAAUGUGAUUUUAGACCAUUGA